AUGCCAACAGAAGAUACAGAGCUACCUUUAGAAUCAGACUUGUAUCAAACACUUGAAUGUGGAGCAGACGGGAAACCUGGAGGAAUUUUAAUCACAAGCUUCGGGCAACAAGUUUGGCCACAUAUUUGGCUUGGAGGCUACAAAGCGCUUGAAAGCCACUCUUUUUUGAAAAAGAAUAAUAUAACCCAUAUUCUCACGUUAGGUCACUUCAAACAUACUUAUGAGCCUGACCAGUUUGUUCAUAAGAUCAUACGCAUCACAGAUAACCCGGAAGCCAAUAUCAUACAAUAUUUUCCAGAAACCGUUGAGUUUAUUUCACACGCAGUAGACAAAAAUGAAAAUAUAUUAGUUCAUUGUCUAGCCGGUGUAUCGCGUAGCCCGACAGUAGUAACAGCCUAUCUUAUGGCUACGCAAAAACUAAGAUAUAAAGAAGCAUUGGCGAAGAUUAGACAAUCAAGGCCUUUUGUAAACCCUAAUCCAGGGUUUAUUCGUCAACUAAAGCUAUUUCAAGACAUGGACUAUACGUUUGAUUCACAGCAUUCUGCUUACUUAGAAUAUAAAAAGCAGCAUCCUAUAGACGCUGGACAUGUAGGACACAGUGAAUAUGAAUAA
Molecule: messenger RNA, 612 nt
Organism: Gilbertella persicaria
Lineage: Eukaryota; Fungi; Mucoromycota; Mucoromycetes; Mucorales; Choanephoraceae
Product: protein-tyrosine phosphatase-like protein
Exons: 2
Coding region: 1-612 (203 amino acids)
Biological process (GO): protein dephosphorylation
Cellular component (GO): cytoplasm
Molecular function (GO): protein tyrosine/serine/threonine phosphatase activity
Source: RefSeq, a predicted model, not a curated record